This is a messenger RNA of Xiphias gladius (swordfish), 3411 nucleotides long. It is a transcript of the gene asip1, whose product is annotated as agouti signaling protein 1. Gene Ontology annotation, biological process: hormone-mediated signaling pathway; positive regulation of melanin biosynthetic process; melanosome organization. Gene Ontology annotation, cellular component: extracellular region. NCBI's taxonomy places the organism in Eukaryota, Metazoa, Chordata, Actinopteri, Istiophoriformes, Xiphiidae. The record is from RefSeq and is a predicted model, not a curated record. The coding region runs from base 1766 to 2218 and encodes 150 amino acids. Gene Ontology annotation, molecular function: melanocortin receptor binding; neuropeptide hormone activity. The transcript has 4 exons.
UUCCAUGUCCUUGUCCGUACUGACAUAUGAUCAAGGCUUCUAUUCAGGCCAGGUAGUGCCCCCAUUGUAUUGCCGGCUCUGCUAAUAUACGAUACCAAGUGUAUCCAAGCAGAUUCUCUACUAUCUUAAAUCGUGCAUCAUUAUCAUCCAUCCAUUCAUCCAUCCACUUUCUGCUGCUUAUACAGGGACAGAUUGCAACGGCAGCAGGCCAAGCAAGUCCAGAUGUCCCAUGCAAGGUCUUUCAGCUCCGUCCUGGAGGAUCCUGAGACAUUCCCAAGACAAAUUAGAUAUAUAAAACCUUGAGCGUAUUCUCGGUCUAUCCCGGGGUUUCCUAUCAGUUGGACACCACCUCAGCUGCCUCAUUUCAAUGUGAAGUAGCCGCUCUACUCCGAGCUUCCUCCGAAUGUCUGCUCCUUUCACUAUCUCUAAUGGCGAGCCCACUCACCCUAUGCAAGAAACACAUUUCAGCCAUGUAUAUUUGCAAUCUCAUCCUACCAGUCAGUAACCGAAGCUUGUGACCAUUUGUGCAGCAUCAUACUCCUGCCAGAGCUGGUACAUUUUGGAUUAGGUGUAAUUGUCCUCAGCUCUAUUUGGAAGUCAGACUGUUCUCAGGUUCUUUUUGAAUGGAGACUCUUCUUACAAAAACCUAGUCUAAGCAUGUUGGAUUUGGGUAGAUCGCAGGACCGUUAAAUAAGAUAAAGGCAAUGAAAAAGCAUGGUUUGGUGGCCCGGCAAAAAUGUGACAUCAGAUUGGAUGUUAGAGUUGCAUUCGUUGCCGGCGUAAGACAGCCAAAGCAGAAAAUAUUGUCAGCAGCUACAUCCAAGAUCAAGAUCAGUAUUAAUUUCCACAAUGUCUGAGGAAAUUGCUACUAAGAAGUUCUGCCACCAGCACUAGCUGAGAGGAUCAGCCUGCGGGCAGAAAUAUUGAUGAAGCUAGUGGCAAUGUUGGCUGUAGCAGCAACAUCAUUAGACAACUGUCAAGGAACAGACUUAAAACUAGAGCACACAUGAACACACAGUAAUCCACAGAAAGAAUUGAGAAGUUUUGUGUCAGAUUUGCAGAGAAGCAUCAGGAACUGGUUAUUUUUUUCAAAAAGGCCACAUGGCAUUGAUUAUGUGGGUUGCAACACAUAUUGGAACAAUUCAAAAAGCAGCAGAAGUCAGACUGUCAUUGUAAACCUGCUUCCAAAAUUCCAAGCAAACAAACGGUUGUUGUAAUGCUGAGGCCAGGCAAGUAGAGAGCCAUGCAGGUGACUCACGCAGUCCUGAACAAGACAUUCAGGUUUGACAAUGUUACCCCAUGCAUGGACACAAUAUGAGACACAGUAUCAAACUUUGUUAGUCCAUCGAUCAGUAACAGAGAAGAUAACCCUGAAAUAAUCCAUUCAAACUGCGUGAAAUGGGUGAGACAAGAUGCUACAGACAAAAAAAUUUAAAAAAAAGGAAUGUAUUAAGACAUAAUAAGGAGUCUGAUGAAAAAUACUCAGAACAGCCAUGUUUACUUUAGCCACCUUACAGGAGGUCUACGGAUGGCAAUGUCUGCUGGUUCACCAACUUGGUCCAGACUGAAAUAGCUCAAAGAAUACUGGAUGAACUGCAGUGAAAUUUUGUACACAUAUCCAUCGCUCCCAGGGGACAAAGACGUCUGACUUUGGUGAUCCGCUGACUUUUCAUCCUGCGCCACCAGGAGAUUAACAUUGGUGGUUUUGAUUGAAAUGUCAUGACAACUGUUGGAUGGAUUGGCAUUAAAGUUGGUACAGACAGUCAUGGUUCACAAGAGGAUGAAUCCUACUGACUGGUGUGCUCACUUACCUUUUUAUCUAGCAUCGUCACUGAGAAAGAUGAAUGCCUUCCUGCUGCUUGGCUGCUUUGUCCUCGCCACAACAGAGUACUUCCUUGGCUCUGCCCACAUGAUCCCAGAGGACAGACUCUCCACCAAUAGGGUUGUUGUAUCUAAUGUUCUGUCUCAAAGCCUAGAGAAAGGAACACCCCCUGUUGUCAUUGUUGAGCUACCCAAAUCAGUGAAGACCAACAAAAAAGCAAAGAAACAAAAAAAGAACAAAUUUGAUGUGAAGCGCCCUCCUCCUCCUGCUGACUGCAUUCCCUUGUGGGGAAACUGUAAAUCUGCAGGAAAUGUGUGCUGUGAUUUCUGUGCCUUCUGCCAGUGUCGGCUCUUCAGAACCGUCUGUUACUGUCGAAUGGGCAACCCUCGCUGCUGAACAGCCAACUACACCCUGAUCCAACUCCAAGCUAACAGAUCAAAACUUCAUGCUAAAGCAAACCACUUGAAGUGAGGUGAAUCACUUCUUGGUUUGGUCCUUGGUUUGUAACUUUGCCUAAAAUUCAUUGCAUGAAAGCACUUUAUCACAAAGGACUGCACCACAGUGAACUUUCCAAAAAUCUUACAGGGUGUAAUGCUUUUAGCACUGCUAUGAAACUCGCAAAUAAAAUGUUUAAAACAUGUUUUUAUUUUACUUUGAGCUUUUAGCAUGCAGAAAAUAGAAUAUGUUUGCUCAAACAGUUUUAUAUAUUGCUUUAUUUUUACACAGAAAUACACAAAUAUGCAGUAUUAUACUUUAAGGGGUAUCAAAUAUUUUAAGAAGCCUUGUAAGAAUAAAGUCCCUGUACUAUGUUUUAUACGACAGUGUUUUUUAAACUUAGUGUCUAGACCACUGGGCCAAUAUAAACGUUUAAUUUAAUCUUAGAUGUUUGCUGAAAUUCCCAAUUAUAGUGAUGUGAAUUCACAGAUGUAUAAAGGAUAAGGUGUCAACAAAGGAAAAUACAAAGCUUUUCUCUCAAUACUCUGACUUCCCUAACUUGUCUGUGAGACUCAGGUCUAAGUACAAUGGCUCCUUCCUCAAACACUUCACAAUUAUAUGGUUUCCUUUCUCAAAAAGCCUCACUAAUUUCUGGGCACUGUCGUUAUUUGCAAAUGUUACUCAAACAGAACGAAAUAGUUCAUUUGUUGGGGACUUUUUUUUAGCGGUGGAUUAACACACAAUUUGGUGAAGGAGAGUGCAUGUGGGAUUGAAUCAAAGUAAACUACACUGUGUGUUCAUGGUAAUGAAAAAAGCAUGUCUCCCAGUGUAAUAGUGUGGUUAGUUAAAUGUUUUUUUAAGAGUUUUUAGACAACAAUGGAAUUCUAUGUCACGGAGUAGGAAGUUAUAUCUGAAUUUGGACACAGACAAUACUAUCUCGGCUGAAAGAGAAAAGAUCUGACUUUAGUCAGAUCUUUUGAUGAAAUGGAUGCUAAUGCUGAAAGAAUACAUUUAAUUGAAUAAAAAUCUAAUUAAGGCAAAGCACAGGAUGUGCAGUCUAGCUUUCUCAGAAGCACCAGAAAUAUUUUCUUUUUACCCCUCAAACAUUUAUUAUGUUGUUUGUUGUUUGUCUGUUUUUUUUUUUCUCUAUUUAC